UUCCAACCUUACAUAGGUUCAGCUCUGAACCUCGUAGUUUUUGUGGACUCAGUGUUACAUCCACCUAUACGAUUUUCCGCUUAGUACCAGCUGGUGCGGUGACGCUGGAUUCUGUACGGAGUAAUGGAUCUGCCUGCGCACGUUUUAGCCCUAGUCCAUGCCCCCUCGAUCGCUUCAUCCAUCAAUCAGAGCUGGCUGAUUACAAGGUUGGAUUCUACUUACCCCGCAAAGUGAUGCAUUGCUUGUUUGUGGGUGUUCUGUGGAGAAAGACAUGCCUGCCAGGCAGUUGCGUUACAUAUAAGGAACGCACUUGAUUGUGUUGUCUUUGGGAUGAUUAACUUCCUCUCCUCCGAAUUAACUAACUCCUUGCCAUUCACUACACUUGAGAAACCUCAUUCUUACAUGGCCUUGAAACCCUUGCAAACCUGUCCUGGUUACUUUUGCUUGGAAUUCUCCAUCCAUCAAACCUCCUGCCAUGGGUACGUCUAAUGAAUCCUCCAGGACCCGCACGGUGAAAUCACCCAAAUUCCUGGUAAUCGGUGCCGGAUCUCGGGGAAACGCGUACGCUCGCGCCGUCACAAACUCAACCAACGGUGUCAUCCAUGCCAUAGCGGAGCCGGAUGCCUUUAAGCGCCAGGAGUUUGGGAGGAUCUAUAUCUGGGGCAGUGGAUCACCAACCGAAGGUCAGGAGUUUGCAGACUGGAAGGAAUGGCUGCAGUGGGAGAAAGCGCGGCGCAACGGGGAAGGGGGGCAGGCUACGGGGGUGGAUGGGGUGUUCAUCUGCACCCUAGACGAGACGCAUGUGGAGAUCCUCCUUGCCAUUGCGCCUCUGAACCUGCACAUACUCUGCGAGAAGCCCUUAGCUACAUCUCUGCAGGACUGCCUCGCUAUCUCUCGCGCGCUCAAGGAAAACAAUUGUCUCGAGUCGAAAAUCUUCUCGAUCGGCCAUGUCUUACGGUAUAGCCCGCACAACACGAUUCUGCGUAAGCUGCUGCUGGAGGAUAGGAUUAUCGGCGAGAUCACUUCUCUGGAACACACGGAGCCGGUGGGUUGGUAUCAUUUCUCCCACAGCUUCGUACGUGGUAACUGGCGCCGCGAGACCGCAAACGGCGACGGCAGCUUGCUCACAAAAUGCUCGCACGACAUCGACUUUAUCCUCUGGCUCCUUUGCUACCCGGCACCGGGAACCACUUUCGACCAUCCACACCACUCCCCACAAUCAAUCACCUCCAUAGGCUCCCUCACCCAAUUCCGCCAAUCGCGCAAGCCCAUCGCCGCCGGCAACGCGACGAACUGCCUCUCCUGCCCCGCAGAGAAAGACUGUAUUUAUAGCGCCCUCAAGAUCUACAAGGACCGCUUCCUCUCCAAAGGACUAACAGGGUGGCCCAUCAAAAUCGUCUGCCCAGAUAUUGAAGACACCUUCAGGACAUCCGGUAUGGCUGCAGCGGAAUCGCUGCUCCUGAGAGCUCUCGCAGAGGACUACGACAAAACUACCACGCCAGCAGCUACCAUCGCCGCACGCCCCUGGUUUGGCCGCUGUGUAUAUGAAGCCGACAACAACGUCCUCGAGGACCAGGUCGUCACCUUGUCCUGGGACGAUGAUCCCCUGCCAGAGACCACCACCACAACCACCACUGACGGCAUGGACAUACACGCACGCCUACGCGGCCGCGGUGCCAAGACCGCCACCCUCCACAUGGUCGCCGCGACAGAGUCCCAAUGCGAGCGCCGCGGACGUGUCUACGGCACCCUAGGCGAGCUAACCUACGACAGCAAAACAAUAAGCAUCUACAAUUUCGGCAGCGGCGAGACGACCGUCGUGCAAAUUCCUGAGGUUCCCCCCGAAGAAACGGAGGCGCAUGGCGGUGGUGAUUAUGGGCUUGCGAGAGCGUAUGUGAAGGCUGUGGAGGCUGUGGAUAGUUUGGGGUGGGAGGUUGCGAGAGCGCAGAGGGAGAUUGUGGGUUGUACGUUUGAGGAGGCGCUGAAGAGUCAUGCGACUGUGUUUGCGGCGGAGGAGGCGAGGAGGGAUGGGAAGGUGCUAGGGUGGGGAGAGUGGUGGGCUGGGAAGGUGAAGGGGUAGAUGGGAUGGGAUGGGGGUAGCUUGACUUUUAUUGAUUGUUGAGACCCGCCCCCCUUCCCCCACCAC
Messenger RNA from Blastomyces gilchristii SLH14081, 2146 nucleotides. RefSeq names its product oxidoreductase. Lineage: Eukaryota; Fungi; Ascomycota; Eurotiomycetes; Onygenales; Ajellomycetaceae. Gene Ontology annotation, molecular function: nucleotide binding. Bases 476 to 2080 code for a protein of 534 amino acids. The transcript has a single exon. The record is from RefSeq and is a predicted model, not a curated record.